Messenger RNA from Thermothelomyces thermophilus ATCC 42464, 1325 nucleotides. RefSeq lists its product as uncharacterized. The transcript has 3 exons. Gene Ontology annotation, molecular function: protein binding. The coding region runs from base 55 to 1206 and encodes 383 amino acids. The record is from RefSeq and is a predicted model, not a curated record. NCBI's taxonomy places the organism in Eukaryota, Fungi, Ascomycota, Sordariomycetes, Sordariales, Chaetomiaceae.
GACACACCUCCUAGUCGUCGUCAUUUGCCUACUCAGCAAGCCUUAGCGCUCCACAUGUCCUUUUUAAAGAAGCUUACCGACGGCAUUGCCGAAGAUCUCGGCCGCUUGGGCCUUGGAUCUGAAAAGAAGGAGAGCAGGGAUGAGCAUCGUUACUCCAACCGCGAUGGCGUAGGCCACUACCCUCCUCAGCAGUAUCCGCCCCAGGGAUACGGCGGCUACCACAGCCCCCAGCCCUACGGCGGCCAUUACCAGUCCCCGCCGCCGCCGCCGCCGCCUCCCGAAGGCAGCUACUAUCCCCCGCAGGGACACCAGCCCUACUCCCCUCCCCCGCCUCAGCCGAAUUACUCCUCGCCACCGCCUCAGGGCGAGACCCCGUACGCGUACCCCCCCGAACCCGGUCCGCGCCCGCCGCCUCCCUACAACCCGCCGGCCGACAAGCCGCCGAUCCCUUCCGGCUGGAAGCCGUGCUGGGAUGACCACUACCAGCGCUGGUUCUACGUAGAGGAGCACAGCGGCCGCUCCCAAUGGGAGGCUCCAGGUUAUGAGCAGUCUUACCAUCCUCCCCAGGAAGGUGACAAUCGCGGACACGAUACCCCGGGUGCUUACCAUGAUGGCUAUGGUGCUCCUCCUGCCGGCUAUGACAGUCAUCACACCUCCUACGGACAGAGCCCCUACGGAGGCGAGCACGUCAGCCCUCAGCCAGAAUACGACGACCGCGGGAGCCACAAGGAGAAGAAGAGCCACAGCGGCAUGCUUCUGGGUGCCGCCGGUGGCUUAGCCGUCGGUGCCGUCGCCGGUGCCGUCAUCGCCCACGAGCUCACCGAAAACUCAUCAGAUGACGGAAGCAACUCCGGCGGUGGCGCCUAUGCAGCGGCCCCAGCUGCUGCUGCCGCCGCCCCCGCCGCCGCCCCCGCAACUGUCGUCUACGAGACCAACAACUACUACUAUAACGAACCCCCUCCGCCACCGCCGCCGAGCGACUACCCGCCAAGCGACUAUCCUCCAGGCGUCCUGCCGACCACCAACGCCUACGGCGAGGAGAUUGACAGCAGUGACCGCGAGUCACUACGUGAGGCCCGCGACAACUACGAGGAGGCCCUGGAGGAGGCCGCCAGCUCGUCGGCGAGCAGCAGCGAGCGGGAGGAGCUCGAGGAAGCGCGGGAGGAGUACCAGGAGGAGUACGAGGAGGCCUACUACGAUGACUAGAAGCUCGCUUCACCGCGAGCUACUACCGCUCUUUCGCCACAUUCGUGCCCUUAGGCAGAUUGAUGAACCUGGGUUUGAUAUUAUUAUCCGUCGUGUCGGUUGCGUUGAAUUAAAUGCAU